Messenger RNA from Oncorhynchus keta (chum salmon), 910 nucleotides. RefSeq lists its product as uncharacterized. The record is from RefSeq and is a predicted model, not a curated record. Gene Ontology annotation, molecular function: signaling receptor binding. The transcript is spliced from 4 exons. NCBI's taxonomy places the organism in Eukaryota, Metazoa, Chordata, Actinopteri, Salmoniformes, Salmonidae. Gene Ontology annotation, biological process: inflammatory response; regulation of lipid catabolic process. The coding region runs from base 121 to 606 and encodes 161 amino acids.
ACAUUCGAGGCUCUUUCCCUUUUGUUUGUCUGAGUUAGUGUUCUUCCCUGAAGUGGAGUGGGUGGUCUUCACACAGAACAAUAACCUCAGUCAGGCUGCUCUGCACACACUGGGAGGAAGAUGGCUGCUCUACUACUGCUGUUGUUGGUUAGUGCUGGAGUCCUGCUGUCUUCUACUGCGGCUCAGGAGGCUUAUAAUAAACUCCCCGAUAACUACAGGAAAGGAGUGGAUCUGGCUCUGCAACAACUCAACUCUCACGCUGGAGUCAAACACCAUUUUCUCUUCUUCAAGAGUCUCCUGAAGUCCGACAUAGAGUCUGGAUUUGAUGUGAGCUACAUUUAUCACAGCUUCUACCUGAAAGCCACCAAGUGCCCAAAGGGAACAGUUGACUCCACGCAAUGCAAGUUCAGGAAUGACCGACCAUUGAUAGACUGUUCAGUCUGCUACAAAACCUUUGCUGGAGAGAUUGAGAAGGAUCCAAAACCGUAUAUUCACUGUGUCCACAAACCAGCACUUACAGAGGAUAUGAUGACAACAAGAGUAGAACACUGUAACACAAUGAGUUACCACAGUGGAGCCCCUACUCUCCUGGCUUCAAAAUCUUAAAGUGAAAGGGGCCAUGUUAGUUCUGUGCCAUGACGAAAUAAUGCUAUUGCACAAUACAUCUGGAUUUAGUCUGCAAAGAGAGCCUAAUUGUGUCUGUAUUCUGUGUUCAUUAUUCUGUAUUCACCUUCAUACUAUUUCUAAUUACUUUAAACAUGCUUAGGCUUGAGCUCCAAGUGUUCACUUCAUGUAUGCUACGUACGUGUUUCCUAUUCCUCUACCUCUGCAAUAUCCCAGUUGAAUGUGGUACAUUUAUGUUCAAUAAAGUUUUAUUCAGAAAAAAUAGGGGAAAUUCCUCUAGAUGUUA